Penicillium samsonianum is the source of this 7335-nucleotide messenger RNA. Its product is annotated as type I polyketide synthase. Lineage: Eukaryota; Fungi; Ascomycota; Eurotiomycetes; Eurotiales; Aspergillaceae. Gene Ontology annotation, molecular function: oxidoreductase activity; fatty acid synthase activity; zinc ion binding. The transcript is spliced from 5 exons. The record is from RefSeq and is a predicted model, not a curated record. Bases 1 to 7335 code for a protein of 2444 amino acids. Gene Ontology annotation, biological process: secondary metabolite biosynthetic process; fatty acid biosynthetic process.
AUGACUUCAAAGGCAAUUAAACCGAGUCUGGUUCCCCCAGAGCCCAUUGCAAUAUGUGGAAUGUCUGUACGUCUCCCCGGAGGCCUACACACACCCCAGCAGCUGUGGGACUUCUUGGUUGCAAAAGGAGAUGCCCGUGGCCAAGUGCCAAGGUCCAGAUAUAAUGCAUCCGCAUACUACUCCGACAGCCAGAAGCCGGGCAGUAUAAAGACCGAAUACGGAUACUUUCUAGAUGAAAGUAUUGAUAUUGCUUCUGUGGAUACAUCUUUCUUCACAGUGGGAAAAUUGGAGGUGGAGCGCAUGGACCCACAGCAACGGCAAAUGCUGGAAGUUGCCAGGGAGUGCAUGGAAGAUGCCGGCGAAACGAAUUGGAAAGGACGACCAAUUGGCUGCUACAUGGGUAGCUUUGGUGAAGAUUGGCUUGAGAUGUGUGUCAAAGAAACCCAACAAUAUGGCCAGCAUCGAGUGAGCGGAUAUGGAGACUUCAUGCUACCCAACCGAGUUUCAUAUGAGAUGGACUUGACGGGACCGAGCAUGGUCGUACGUACUGCCUGCUCAGCAGGCCUUGUUGCACUGCACGAAGCAUGUCUCGCAAUUUCCAGGGGCGACUGCGAGGGAGCCAUAGUUGGCGGUGCCAACUUGAUAAUGGCACCUGGCAUGACAAUUGCAAUGAGUGAGCAAGGCGUAAUUUCACCUGAUGGGUCUUGCAAGAGUUUCUCUGCCGAUGCCAAUGGCUAUGCACGAGGAGAGGCGAUAUCUGCUAUCUUCAUUAAACCGCUGGCUGAUGCCGUCCGGGAUGGAAACCCGGUUCGAGCGGUUAUCCGUUCGACAGUCUCUAACAGUGACGGAAGAGGUGCUGGAACUGGCACCCAUGUCCCUAAUGGUAUCUCACACGAGGCCAUGAUCCGGCGGGCGUAUGAGGUGGCAGGCAUUGCAGAUUACUCCCAGACUGCGUUUGUCGAGUGUCAUGGUACUGGCACCCAAGUUGGAGAUCCUAUUGAAACCCGAGCAGUGGGCCGGGUUUUUGGCCCUUCUGGCGGUGUCCUUAUUGGGUCUGUCAAACCCAAUCUUGGUCACUCUGAAGGAGCCUCGGGGAUUACAUCCCUGAUCAAGUCGGUACUGGCCCUGGAAAAUCGUAUCAUCCCCCCAAAUAUCAAGUUUAAGGAGCCCAACCCCAACAUCCAAUGGGAUGAAUAUGGACUCGCUGUUCCCACAGAACCGAUGCCAUGGCCUGAGGCUCGGAGCGAGCGAAUCAGUGUGAACUCCUUCGGGAUUGGAGGAACAAACGCUCACGUUGUUCUCGAUUCAGCUCAGAGCUUUGGUGUCUCUCCCGUUGCCACGCAGCAUACUCUUUCACCGCAGCUGCUCGUUUAUUCCGCAAACAACGCCGAGUCACUAAAACAAAUGAUAUCCCACUACACGGCCUAUAUCCAGAAGAACCCAACCAGAGUUGCCGAUUUGGCAUUCACUCUAGCUAAUAGAAGGGAACAUCUUCCUCACCGGGCAUUCUCCGUGAAAAGCCCAUUGGGUCCGCUCACAACUUCGACGCCCUCAAAAACUGGCGAGGCACCAAAUAUAGUCAUGGUUUUCACUGGCCAAGGCGCUCAGUGGCCACAAAUGGGUGGCUCUAUGAUCCAAAACCCCUCCUAUCCCACGUUUAAGAAGAGCAUUCAAGAUCUUGACUCAUAUUUGCAAACCCUCACACAUGCUCCAGAAUGGAGCAUUGAAGAAGAGCUCUUGAAGGGCCCGGGUACUAGCAGACUCGGCUCAUCCGAAUUAUCCCAGCCUUUGUGCACGGCAAUACAAGUGGCACUGAUCGACACUUUCGCUUCCAUUGGGGUUCAGCCUGCCGCUGUCGUGGGUCACUCUAGUGGCGAGAUAGCUGCUGCAUACGCUGUCGGUGCCAUCACGGCCAACGAAGCAAUCACGAUUGCGUUUUAUCGAGGUCAGGUUACCAAGCUACAAACCAGGCCUGGGGCCAUGGCAGCUAUAGGCAUGGGUAUGGAGGACGUUCAGGAAUACCUACAGGAUGGUGUCAUCGUUGCUUGCGAAAACUCGCCCAAGAGUGUCACCCUUGCUGGUGAUACACAUGCUAUUGAAAAUGUUAUUGCCACGAUUAAGGAGACCCACCCUGAUAUCCUGGCCAGACAGUUGAAAGUCGACAAGGCGUACCACUCUCAUCAUAUGGCUGAGAUAGGCGACGAGUACCAUGCUUUAAUUGAACACGAAGUAUCCGCCAAGGCACCAAAUAAGUUGUUCUUCAGCAGUGUCGAGAACAAAAUACUCACCGAAGUCCAGAAUUUCGGUCCCAAAUACUGGCAGAUGAACCUACAGUCCCCAGUGCUCUUUCGUUCGGCUGUCUCAUCCAUAAUCAAGCACCAGAUUUCGAAGAACAUGGUGCUACUUGAGGUUGGACCACACUCCGCUCUUGCGGGUCCCUUGCGACAGAUCCAGAGUCAUCUUUACACUUCUUCUCCUUAUAUUUCUACAUUUGUUCGCAACCAGGACAGUACAGAAUCUUUCCUGACUGCCAUUGGGCAGCUGCAUGUUCUCAAUGCUAUCUCCGAGUUGGGCAAGGUCAUCAGCGAAGGCUCCACUCUCCCCGAUCUUCCAAGGUACCCAUGGGAUCACUCAAAAAGGUUCUGGUAUGAGUCUCGGUUGAGCAAGGAGUGGAGACAUCGCGAACACAAGUCUCACGAUCUUUUGGGUGUCCGGGUUACAGAGAGUCCUGACUUUCAACCUGUUUUCCGAAAUCUCUUUCAUUUGGACAAUGCCCCGUGGAUUCGUGACCACAAGGUCGGUGAUGAUAUUGUCUUCCCCUUCGCUGGCUAUGCUGCGAUGAUUGGCGAGGCUGUGAGACAGCUUACCGGUGUCAGUGAGGCAUUCAAACUGCGCAAUAUCAUUGUUAGCACUGCCCUUGUCUUGAAUGAGGGUCCGCCAGUUGAGAUCGUGACAACACUACAUCGCCAUCGAUUAACAGAUUCUCUCGACAGUGAGUGGUGGGGAUUUACCAUCACUUCUUACAACGGAGCUAGUUGGACCAAGCACUGCUUGGGCGAGGUUAGAUCGCAUAGCGAACACGUUGAAGAUGUAAGCAAGAAAGCUCCUCUUGUGCGGAAGGUUGAUACUCGCCGUUGCUACCAUUCUAUGGCCAUGUCUGGUCUCAACUUUGGGCCAUCUUUUCAACGUCUCGAACAUGUCCGAUCAGACACUGUUACGCAGAAUGCAACAUCCGAACUUGCUGCAAAAGAUACUGAUGGGGAGAACUAUCAUUUGCAUCCCACAGUCAUCGAUGCCUCACUUCAACUGCUCAGCGUUGCUGCGUCCAAGGGAUAUGCCGACCAAAUAACCAACAUAAUGGUUCCUACCCACAUUCAAGAAAUGUCCAUCUACCGCUGUUAUGAGAAUGUCCAAGUCCAAGCCUCCGCAUCUUACACCCCGAACGGCUCUAUCCUCGGUAGUGGCCAGUGUAUUACUGCAGGGGGCAAGGUUGCUUUACGAAGUUCUGGAAUCAAACUCUCUGUUCUCGAUCAUCAGGACUCCGACAAAGUGGACAACACCACUGCCCGUGCAGAAUGGGCUCCCCAUAUCGACUUCCUGGAUGCCAACACUCUCAUCAAGCCAUUAAUUGAUCGCAGUGAUUAUAUGCCCGCUUUGACAGAGCUAUCUCAUCUGUGUAUGAUUUACACACAGCGUGUCAUCGCAGAACUGGACACUUCAAUCGGCCACAUGCACAAGUAUCGAUCAUGGAUUGAUCACCACCUGCUGUCCGUGGAUGUGCGGAGCCUCCAGAUUCUUGACAAUACUACCAUCGAGCAGCGAGUGAAGGAACUUGUCCAUCAGAUAUCUCAAACCAACGGCGCCCAUCUUGCUAGUGGUAUUGAGGUGGUUUUCAAUAACGCCCAACAGAUUUUCACCGGAGAGGCCGGGGCUCUGGAUCUCCUUCUGGCGGAUGGCAUAUUGGCCAACGUCUACAACGCAAUGGAUCAGUGCGAUAUUUCCGAAUUCAUCACGAAAUUGAGUCACACCAAGCCCAAUCUGCAAAUCCUCGAAAUAGGUGCCGGAACCGGCGGAUCUACAGCUAAUCUCCUGAAGCUGUUGACACCUGGGGACAGGACCUUAUACACGAAUUACACCUUCACUGAUAUCUCAUCUGGCUUCUUUGUUGCUGCAAAGGAUCGGUUUGCCAAUUACCCAAACAUCGAAUACGCUACUCUCGACAUUAGUAAGGAUCCCUCCGAUCAGGGUUUUGAUGGUCGCAAAUACGACCUAAUUCUGGCGACUAAUGUUAUUCACGCCACUGCAUCCUUGAACGACAGUCUGAGCAAUGUUCGCAAACUUCUUUCUCCCACUGGAUGGUUCUUGCUCCACGAAUUGACACCCACAUCCAAAUGGAUCAACUAUAUCUUUGGAACUCUAGCUGGUUGGUGGUAUGGCGAUGUUGACGAUCGGUCGGACGAGCCGUACAUAGGCGUUGAACGUUGGGCAAAAGAACUCAAGGCCGCUGGAUUUCGUACUCCAGAUGCUGCAGUUUUGGAUUCGGACCACCCACAUCAGUUAAACGCCAUGAUCGUGGCUAGAUCGGAAAUUGAGACCGCACCUAAGAAAUGCGUCACGCUCUUGACCCUCUCUGAAUCAAGACCUGUCGGCCCUUUACUUCAAGCCCUGGAGAAUAGGGGAUACUCCGUUCAUCAUUCUCGGUUUGGCGGAGAGCCCCUACCUGACGGACAAGAUGUGAUUGCGUUGCUUGAUGAUGAAGCCCCGUUCUUUGAAAACAUGGAUAGCCAACGCUUUGACUGUUUCAAGAAAUUGGCGGAGAGCCUAAAUAAAUGUGGUAUUCUCUGGGUGACUCGUUUAUCACAAGCCCAAUGUCAGGACCCGAGAUUUUCCCAAAUCAACGGCAUAGCGAGGACGAUCCGCAAUGAAUUGUUUGUCGAUUUUGCUACUUGCGAGGUCGAUAAUCUUGAUGUCUCUUUGAAGAAAGUCAUCGAUGUAUAUGAGAAGUUCCAAGUCCGUCGGGAGGAUGAGACCCUCAAGCCUGAAUUUGAAUACGCUAUUGUUGAUAAUACUGUCCAAGUUGGGCGGUACCAUCCAUUCUCGUUGCAAAAUGAGCAACAGACGUCCUGCUCAAAUGGUAGCAUGGCUCUUCGAACCAGUAAGGCCGGUCGAUUGGCUGCGUUACACUGGGCUCAGGAGGAUAUCAAACCUCUGAAGGGAGACGAGGUGGAAAUUGACACUUACGCAACUGGUUUGAAUUUCAAGGAUGUCUUAUGUGCCAUGGGCAUUGUCGAAGCCAAAGAUAAUGAAUUUGGCCAUGAAGGCGCCGGCGUAGUCCGCCGCAUCGGUCCCGAAGUUCAAGGUCUGAAGGUCGGUGACCGGGUCAUGGUCGUCGGGAGCUGUCUAUUUGGGACGCAAUUAGUUCUCUCUGAGAACCUCUGCGAGAAGAUCCCAGGUGGCUUAAGCUUCAAUGAUGCGGCGAGCAUGCCUUGCGUGUUUAGUACAUCAAUAUACUCCAUUUUCAACGUUGGAAAUCUGGAAAAGGGACAGUCCAUUCUUAUCCACAGUGCCUGCGGUGGAGUUGGCAUUGCGACUAUUCAGCUUGCUCAGAUGGUUGGCGCGGAGAUUUACGCAACGGUCGGUAACGAGGAGAAGGUCAAGUAUCUCAUGGACACGUUUGGCCUUCCUCGGAACAGGAUCCUCAAUUCCCGUAAUACCUCGUUCGUCGAGGAUAUCAUGCGGGAGACAAAUGGAGAGGGUGUCGACUUGGCAUUGAACUCUUUGUCUGGUGAACUACUUCAUGCUACAUGGAAGUGCAUUGCACCGUUUGGAAAGAUGGUCGAGAUUGGCAAACGUGACUUGCUUGGCUCUGGAAAGCUUGAUAUGACUCCUUUCUUAGACAACCGGAGCUAUUGCUGUGUCGACUUGGAUCAAAUUUGUUCCAGAAAGCCGACUCUUGCAAAGAAGCUGCUGAAGGAAAUUGUGCACCUACUCAGGGAGCGCUACAUCUCUCCUGUCCGACCCAUCAAAGUCUUCAGUUCCGAUGGUAUACACGACGCCUUCCGUUACAUGCAGCAAGGCACACAUAUGGGAAAGAUCGUCGUGUCGAUGCGUGAUACUUCAGGCCAAGUUAGCGCUGUACAAAAUAUCCAGCAACAAAAAAAGCCCACCCAACUCAACAGCUCUGGUGCAUACCUGCUGGUAGGUGGCCUUGGAGGUCUGGGUCGGGCUAUAUCUACGUGGAUGGUCCAACACGGAGCUCGACAUCUCAUAUAUCUUUCCCGAACUGCGGGUUCAAGCGAAAUCCACCGGGAGUUUGCCCAAGAGCUUGCCAGUAUGGAUUGUCGCGUCGACUUUGUGCAAGGUAGCGUGUCCAACAUCGAAGAUGUAACCACUGCCACCACACGGGCUCAAGGCCGGCUUCGGGGUAUCUUGCAGAUGUCCAUGAUGCUUUGUGAUCGGAGCUUCGCACGUAUGACACUGGAGGAGUGGAACACGGCUGUUGAUCCGAAGGUCAAGGGAACAUGGAAUCUUCAUAAUGCUUCAGUGUCUGCGAAUGCGGAACUCGACUUCUUUGUUCUUUUCAGUUCGGUGUCUGGCGUCUUUGGACUUCCUGGUCAGAUCAACUAUGCUGGUGCGAACACGUUCCUGGACGCCUUUUCUCAAUACCGCUUGGGUUUGGGACUACCGGCUUGCGCUAUUGAUCUCGGUAUCGUCGAGGGAGUAGGUUAUGCUGCUGAGCAGGAAGAAAUUUUACAAAAGCUCAAAGCUGCGGGUGGCCUAGGCAAUACGGUCUCGGUGAGCGAGCUUUUGGACGCAGUAGAGGCAGCGAUGACAUCUAUACCAAGUAAAUCGAGACCCGAAGCAAGCAACUUCUGCGUUGGAAUUCGCCCCAAUGUGCCUCUCGCUGAUCAAAGAAACCGUUUGAUCUGGAAGAAGGACACCCGAAUGUCGGUGUUCCAUAAUACUGGAGCAGCUGGUACCACCUUGACCUCUGCUCCUGGCGCUGGUCUGGAGGCCUUCAUCACACAGGCCAAGGGCGAUGCCGCGCUACUAAGCCAACCUGAUUCUGCUCAAAUGCUCGCUGUGGAAAUUGGAAAGAAGGUGUUUAACUUCUUGCUGAAGCCGGAAGAAGAUUUGGUGACAUCUUACUCGUUGUCUGAGCUUGGAAUGGACUCUCUCGUGGCAAUUGAGGUGAAACAGUGGUGGAAGGCGACAUUCGAGUUCGAUAUCAGUGUCCUCGAAUUGAUGGGAAUGGGGUCUCUCGAUAUACUCGGGGAACACGCUGCUCAUGGCAUGCUUAAAUGGUUCCAUGGUGUACAAGAGCAAGCCGACUGA